Molecule: messenger RNA, 1450 nt
Organism: Vanrija pseudolonga
Lineage: Eukaryota; Fungi; Basidiomycota; Tremellomycetes; Trichosporonales; Trichosporonaceae
Gene: AOX1
Product: Alternative oxidase, mitochondrial
Exons: 3
Coding region: 102-1298 (398 amino acids)
Biological process (GO): alternative respiration
Cellular component (GO): mitochondrion
Molecular function (GO): alternative oxidase activity
Source: RefSeq, a predicted model, not a curated record
GUCACUCAGACAAGACAACUUUCACCCGAUAGCUAGCCAGCUACAACGUAGCACCACAUCACACACCACACCACACCACUCCACCCCCACCCCCCACCACCAUGUCCUCCCUCCUCGUUAUGCCCCUCCGCGCCGGCGGGCCCAGCGUGCUCCGCAUCGCAGCUACCAGCUCGCGUCGCGCACCGGCGCUCUGCCUCGCGGGGCUGCACACCAGCUCUAUCGCGCGGACGCCGCCUGCGCCCAGCGCUGCGCCGAAGAACGCGGCGUCGUCUUCUUCUUCCUCGGCAGCUGCCGAUGCGACGACGAGCGCGCUCUCUCACGAGGGGCGCGGGAGCGAGGGCGCGCACUACAACGACAAGACCGAGGCCGACAUCUCGGCUCUCAUAGCCACCGACAAGGCCGGCGGGUGGACGCUCAUGAACCCCAUCUACACCGAGUCGGACCUCGACAGCGUCAAGGUCGUCUACCGCGAGCCGCAGACCAUCACCGACGCGACGAUCCGCAACAUGGUCCGCCUGACCAAGUGGACGUUUGACAAGGUGACGGGCUACAAGGGCACGCAUAUCACGCCCGACCACCUCAAGAGCAGCACGAUCGAGCAGCUGCGCGAGAAGGGCGACCUGCUCAGCGACAAGGCGUGGCUCAAGCGCAUCAUCUUCCUCGAGUCGAUCGCCGGCGUGCCCGGCAUGGUGGGUGGUACGCUGCGCCACCUGCGUAGUCUCCGCCUGCUGCGCCGCGACGGCGGCUGGAUCCACACGCUGCUGGAAGAGGCCGAGAACGAGCGCAUGCACCUGCUCACCUUCAUGACCGUCGCUCGCCCGUCGUGGCUGACCCGCGCGGUCGUCCUCGGCGCCCAGGGCGUCUUCUACAACCUCUUCUUCCUCACCUACCUGAUCACGCCCAAGACGGCGCACCGCUUCGUCGCCGCGCUCGAGGAGGAGGCCGUGCGGACGUACACCCACUGCAUCGAGGACGUGGAGCGCGGCCUCGUGCCCGAGUGGAGCGACAAGCCCGCGCCGCAGAUCGCAAUCGACUACUGGCGCAUGCCCGAGGACGCGUCGCUGCUCGACGUGAUCAAGGCCGUGCGUGCCGACGAGGCGACGCACCGCUUCGUCAACCACUCGCUUGCCAACCUCGACCAGAAGCACGACUUCAACCCCUUCGCUUUGGGCGAGCCGGCCCCAGAGAUCCGCGGCACGAUCCCCGGCUUCACCCGGGAAGAGAGCGCAAAGUACGCCAAUGAGACGCAGCAGAAGCUGCUCGGCGCGGCAAAGGAGCAGCAGGAGAAGCAGUCGUAAGCGGCCUCGAGCGGCGCAGCCGCGAGUGAGCGCGUCCACCGGAGCAACAAACAACGUCGCUGCGCCAGCACCCAGCCACAAAACGGUCACACAGUCCCACUUGUUAGAGUAAAACGUAAUGAUGCCCAUGUUCAUGUAUUCUAUGUCGCGAA